Acanthosepion pharaonis is the source of this 777-nucleotide messenger RNA. NCBI's taxonomy places the organism in Eukaryota, Metazoa, Mollusca, Cephalopoda, Sepiida, Sepiidae. The record is from the annotation of a GenBank genome assembly.
AUGCUUUGCCACUUAUGUCUCCCUCGAAUACGUGUCUCCCUCGGAUAUGUGUCUCCCUCGAAUACGUGUCUCCCUCGAAUACGUGUCUCCCUCGGAUAUGUGUCUCCCUCGAAUACGUGUCUCCCUCGAAUACGUGUCUCCCUCGAAUACAGGUCUCCCUCGAUUAUAGGUCUCCCUCGAAUACGUGUCUCCCUCGGAUAUGUGUCUCCCUCGAAUACAGGUCUCCCUCGAAUACGUGUCUCCCUCGAAUACGUGUCUCCCUCGGAUACAGGUCUCCUUCGAAUACGGGUCUCCCUCGGAUACGAGCCACUCUUACAGGCCCGAUUUCUAAAUAAUCAUUCCAGUAAGCGAUCAAACAUAACGGUUUUGCAUGUAAUCUAUCUAUCUAUCUAUCUAUCUAUCUAUCUAUCUAUCUAUAUCUGUUCAUAUUUAUCUAUGGAUAUUAGUCUAUUCAUAUCUAUCUAUCUAUCUUAUUCUAUCUAUCGAAAUUCAGUUGGUUUAAAGCUAUCUAUCUCUCUAUAUAUAUUUAUCUAUCUAAAUUUGUUCAUAUUUAUUUAUAUAAAUCUCUUCAUAUCUAUCUAUCUAUCUAUCUAUCUAUCUAUCUAUCUAUCUGUCAGACUCUCUCUUAGUAGUAGUAGUUCUUCUUCUUCUUCUUCUUCUUCUUCUUCUUCUUCUUCUUCUUCUUCUUCUAAGAGCGUCGUACUCUAUAAGCUUUUAUCUAUCUAUCUAUCUAUCUAUCUAUCUAUCUACAAAAGGCUUAGUCAAGAUGCAAAUUAA